CACAGGUUUAAUAUUUUCCAGUACAUCCUUCAAUGAUUUUUAAACCAUGAGUCGUGCUUCAGAACAAAUUCUGCCAGAAGAUUACUUUCUGGCAGAAGAGGGAUUGUUACUAGAAGAAAUGGUAGAAGAAGAUGAAGAUAUUGAUCUGUACAAUGAAGUGACCUUUGGAUUAGAUCAAGAUUCUGAAGAGGAGAGCACAAAACCAGAUGUUGAGGAGGAGAAGAAAUUGGACCAGAAAGAGGCCAUUAAGAAUGCAGACCCUAUUGUUCAAGCCAAAAAAGAUGACAAAAAAUCCCAAUUCCAGGAAGUGAAAACUGUGGUGGAAUCGCCUAAACACGAUGCUCCUUCUAUGAACAUGGAUGAUCAUCAUGAUUCAUCAGACCUGGAUGAAUCUGAACUGGGAGACCCUGCAGUGAUGAAGGCUUUCCAUGGAAAACCGACUUUGGAGAGCAUGGACAGUGCAGUUGUAGACAGUGGAAUUGGAUCUGCUUGGGCUGAGUUUGAUACAGAAUAUGAUACGAGUGGAAUGGAUUCUGGAAUGUGGGAAGCUUCCCCGAGGGCAUCAGUAGGUCAAAUAUUAGAGGAUAAAGCGAUCCUUCGAAUCAUGGAUAAGGCGCCUUAUCUCCCACAAGCCAACUUGGAUUUCCUUGACUCUCCAAUCCAGAGAGGUUAUUUGUGUUCGCCAAGACUCCAAUGCCCAGAAAUGGGUAUAAUGUCUCCUAAACCUUAUCGUCAGCGUUUCAUGAGACAGCAAUCUCCAUUAACAGGCCGCCCAAUGCGUCCAGGAUAUCCAUUUACUCCACCGAGGAGAGUUCCUCCAAAUUUCACACAAAAUCAGUCUCCAGGUUUUAUGUCACAGACCCCCUUUAGGCCGAUGUCUCCCAAUGUCAGUACACCAGCCAGACCCAUGACUCCCAAAAUGGUCCGAAUGCAUUUUGGGCCGAUGUCACCCAGCCCCAGCCUGUCUCCAUUCUUCAGCCCAAUGGGCAACACGUUGCAAAGGUUUAAAGUUCCAGGACAUGUAACGCAGCUCCAUCCCCAGCAUCGGCGAAUUCUUAACCAACGCCAGAGAGCACAGAGCUCCUCCCGGAAACAGUGGGACAGUAGGCUGGAUCCCUAUGCUAGCUUAAUGUCUCAGAAGGAGAGAGAAUGGGUAAUUAAACUUCAGAUGAUUCAACUGCAAAGUGAAAAUCCACAUCUGGAUGAUUAUUAUUACCAGACCUAUUAUGAAAAAUUGGAACGAAGAUUAGCUGAAGAAGAGCUUUUUGGAGAGCGCAAAAAACGGGAACCCCCUAAACUGGUUACUCCUUAUAUUCAAAAGACCGAGACCUACGAAUCAGUGGUUCACAUUGAAGGUUCACUGGGACAGGUGGCUGUUUCAACCUGCUACAGCCCCCGAAGGGCCAUCGAUGCAGUUUCUUAUAUUGUACCCGAUGAGGAUAUUAAAGCUCUGGGUUACCAGCGGUUGCAGGUACUCAAGCAUAUUGAGAAGUUAUUCCUAAUGCUGCUAGAGGUAGAAGAGAUGGAGAGGAAAGUGCCACAUCUCUCUGACGAACAACACGUUCGCUUCCAGCAGAAACAGAACUACAAAGUAGAAAGACUGUACGAUGCCCUCAAGAUCGCAACAUGCAAUCCUGACGAUGAAACAGAAAAUGCGUUCUUGCAGCUGUUACAAGUUGGCAAAGGCAAGAAACUAAUUGCGAGACUCCUUCCUUUUCUGCACAGUGAGCAGGCAGCACAGAUACUUCUCAUAGUUGUCCAACAUUUGUCUUUCCUUAUUAAGAAUGAUGUCACUGAAAAGUCUCUACCAGUUCUCUAUGAACCUCUGACUGUUGUAAUAAAUGGGCUUGCAUUCUCUGAACUCAUUGGAAUCAUUCAAGAACUCACCCAGUUUUAUCCAGAUUCUAAAGAUUUGCCACUAACUAUGGCAUUCCAGAACCAGUUUGGGAUAUCUCUGUUGUAUUCUUUAUUGAGUCAAGGAGAGAGGCUGCUGUCAUCUGACACUCCGAUGGAACCCUGUAUUGGUGACUUUGAAAAAUGGACGGACACUGUGUUCUUGGUUGCAAAAGAACUUUCCCACGUUUCAAAGUCCUCCAUGGUGGAACCACUUUUCUUACCUAGCAACUUGCUUUCGUUAUUUUGCCGUUACCUGGACAAACAGACUAUUCAUAAACUUGAGGACAAAAUGGACUGUCCGAAAAUACCAACAUAUGCAGCUGACCCUUCAUGAGGUUUUGAAAGUCAUCUAAAGAUCCAGCCGCUGCUUCAC
Molecule: messenger RNA, 2269 nt
Organism: Pelobates fuscus (common spadefoot toad)
Lineage: Eukaryota; Metazoa; Chordata; Amphibia; Anura; Pelobatidae
Gene: PATL2
Product: PAT1 homolog 2
Exons: 19
Coding region: 47-2230 (727 amino acids)
Biological process (GO): deadenylation-dependent decapping of nuclear-transcribed mRNA; P-body assembly
Cellular component (GO): P-body
Molecular function (GO): RNA binding
Source: RefSeq, a predicted model, not a curated record